Hordeum vulgare subsp. vulgare (domesticated barley) is the source of this 1366-nucleotide messenger RNA. Its product is annotated as methionine aminopeptidase 1B, chloroplastic-like. Lineage: Eukaryota; Viridiplantae; Streptophyta; Magnoliopsida; Poales; Poaceae. The record is from RefSeq and is a predicted model, not a curated record. Gene Ontology annotation, biological process: proteolysis. Bases 85 to 1116 code for a protein of 343 amino acids. The transcript has 10 exons. Gene Ontology annotation, molecular function: metalloaminopeptidase activity.
UCUCCACGUGUACCCGCCUUAUCUCCCACCAGCCAGUGCGAUUAGCAACUCCGCCUGUCUACUUUGCGGCGACGGCGACCGGUGAUGAAGCUCCUCGUGUCACCUCCGCCGCCGCUGUUCCCCUCCUCCCCCUGCCGCCGUCCAGGUAAGGCUAUUCUCCAGAAGCAUUUCCAUGCGGUAGCAACAGGAAAAUCUUGCAAAUGGGGGGAAGCCAACAGAAAGGCGAUCUGCAGGGUUGCAGAGACACAUGAAUCUGAACAAGUAAAGGAAAGGGAAUCAUUAAGGCGUGGCACCGUCAGUCCACGCCUCCCGGUGCCCGACCACAUCCGCCGACCGCCUUACGAUGAUGUCGAUCGUCUGCCAGAUGUAAAUCCCAAUCGGCAAAUGCAUGACAGUGAGAGCAUCGUUCAUAUGAGAGCCGCAUGCAAGCUUGCUGCCCAAGUUCUUCAGUAUGCAGGAACAUUGGUGAAGCCCUCCGUGACGACAGAUGAAAUCGACAGGGCAGUUCAUCAAAUGAUCAUUGAUGCUGGUGCCUACCCAUCUCCCCUUGGAUACGGCGGGUUCCCGAAGAGCGUCUGCACGUCAGUGAAUGAGUGCAUCUGCCAUGGAAUUCCUGACUCGCGCGCACUGCUGGAUGGGGAUAUCAUCAACAUCGAUGUUACUGUCUACUUAAAUGGAUAUCAUGGUGACACCUCGAGAACAUAUUUGUGUGGGGAGGUCGAUGAACCUACUAAGCAGCUUGUAAAGGUCACCGAAGAGUGCAUGCUGAGGGGCAUAUCAGCCUGCAAACAUGGUGGUAGCUUUAAGGAUAUUGGAGAGAGAAUAAGUGAAUAUGUGAACAAGUAUGGCUACAGCGUCGACCCCUUCAUCGGGCACGGAGUUGGGACGAUCUUCCAUUCAGAACCCAUCAUAUGGCACACCUAUGAUUAUGAGCCAGGAUUCAUGGUUGCAGGCCAGACAUUCACAAUCGAGCCUACCCUGUCCAUGGGGACCACACAGUGCGAGGUGUGGGACGAUGGCUGGACCGCUAUUACGAUGGAUGGCAGCCUCAACGCACAGUUUGAGCAUACGGUGCUGGUUACCGUCAAUGGCGCAGAGAUUCUCACCAAGUGUUAAGAGAGGGUGAAAGGUUUUUUUGUUUGUUUUUUUGAGAGAUAAGAGAGGGUGAAAGGUGGUGCGUCAGCGUGGAGUUUGAGACUAUGUUCACAAGUUAGUUCAGCCCAUUGACGAAGGCCCGUCUCAUUAGCAUCUCAUUCAUUUGGGUAGUAACUUCCUCUUUCAUUUUCUCAAGGAAUGUUGGAUCUGUACCAUUCACUUCUGACGUGAAAUGUUACAGAAAUAAGCAUGAAUGAAAGAGUUCAUAGCA